UAUUUAAGCUGUUUUGCGCGGUACGUAGUUCACAAGCACCUGGCUUUACAAUAUUUUUCACAGAAAACGAAGGAUAAGACUCCUCCUUUCGACGCUGAUUAAUGCUCUUCGAAAUUGACACCUCAUAUUAAGAUGAACACGCGAUGAUGAACUGGAUUAUCUAGGUUAUCUGAACUAUAGAAGUAUAAUACCGGUGUUGAAAUGGCUUUUAACACUAUCAGCUAUGCUAGCAGACGAUGGUUUGUACGAAGUCGAUCGCUGUAUAACGUAUUGCACAGAAGUGGAAUACCAGUUAUAGCUCAGUCAAGCACCAAAGAAAAGUGUUUAGGAGGAUCCGUUGUUUUAAACGGAAGAGCAUUUUCCACUUUAACCAUCAACAAUAAGAACAUACAAGAAGUGAAAGUAGACGACACCCGCGACAUAUUGUUCAAGUAUGACACCAUCAUGCUCGACUGUGAUGGUGUUUUGUGGGAAACUGACCAUGUUACCCAGAUUCCAGGAAUUCCACAAGCAAUGAGCGGCUUACGAACAGCAGGAAAGCAGAUUCUGUUCGUCACAAACAACAGUAUUCCUGGGAGAAAUGCACUUGUUGACAAAUUUCAGCAAUAUGGUUUCAAGGGUUCUUUUGAAGAAAUCUUCACGGUGUCGUAUGCCGCAGCAGUGUACUUGAAAAAUGUUGCAAACAUUCAGGGAUCUAUCUAUGCUAUUGGCACACCUGGCAUGGAAUUUGAGUUGAAGGAAUUAGGUUUAAAGUAUUUCGGCUUUGGACCAGAGACCGAGGAACCAACAAGAGACAAUGAUAAGCUUCUCGCCAUGAAGUUGCACGAUGAUGUUGAUGCAGUGCUGGUUGGAUUUGAUGAGUACUUUGACUAUAUCAAGAUGUACAAGGCUGCAAGCUACCUCACAAAAGCAUCCUGUCUUUAUCUUGCGACUAACAAGCUUGAAGGUGGCGUUAUGAUUGGCCCCAACAGGAGACAACCAAUCACAGCAGCGAUGGUUCAAGCAGUAUCUGUUGCUGCCAAGAGAGAGCCAACAGUUGUUGGCAAACCUGAUCGUCAUAUGUACCAGUGCAUACAGGCCAUGUAUCCUAACAUUGAUAGAUCCAGGACCCUGAUGGUUGGCGACAGUGUGAAGGCCGAUAUUGGGUUUGCCAAGGAGAUUGGUGUGGACUCAGCUCUUGUUUUGUCUGGAGCAGCCAGCUUGGCGACAAUUGAGGACAACCCAGGUCUAGAGCCUGACUAUGUUCUCCAGUCACUGGCUGUUCUUGGUACCAGUUAAUCUUGGACCGCAGGCUGUAAACCUUUGUAACCAAGGACGUAUUAAGGCAGGGAUAAAAAGUUCCCUCUGAUCUACCUCAGGCAAUAUCACUUGUGUCUUUUUUUAUGCAUGGUGGUGUAGGAUUGACAAAUAAUGAUCAGAAUAUUCAGGGUGCUGUGAUUCAAGUGUAUUUACCAUCUUUUAUCAAAACUACACUACCUCUACAAAUUUUAUGAAAUGUGAUUUACAGGAGUUGACCCUGCGUAUGGCAGAAGUAUGGCUGUGUGGCAUCAGGCAACAAACAAUUUUUAUGCAGAUUGAUUAUUUUGUGGACAUUUGAGAAAAACAAAAACAGUUACUUUCCAUCUUCAGCAAUUAAUGCUGACAAGAGCAAGUCUGUUUUGGUCAAUCUAAACUCUUCAUUUCAUCACAAUAGUUUAUGUAACAUAUUAUCAAUGACACAAUUUUCUUAUGGAUGAUCAUUUCCCAUCAAUAAUGAUCCCGAUUAUCAAUCUUUUUUAACCAGCCCUUAUACAAGAGGUCUAAUCUCGAGCCAAUAUCCCCUAACAGACUCAAAGCUACUAAAUAUGCUCAGGCCGGACUUCCAUUCAUCCUAAUGAAGAUGGGAUGUUUCCUGGCAUGGAAAGUGUUGAGUUUGUAUACAUCAUAUCAAGACAAAGAGUAUAGUUGGAUGAAAAUAUGAACCAGUUUAGUUUGUAUUUAAUUCAUGGUUCAGUCAUGGUUUUAGUUUAAGGCUAAAAUUCUCCAAACUUCUAUUUUAUUCCACAAUUAGCGAUAUUUUUAGUACCAAGUAUUUUAAAUAUCAUUAAAAUAUUGAAUGUCAUAUUGACUUGCAUUUUUAAUCAGCAAUAAAAUGGUUUCCAGUUAUUAUUUAGUGGACACUAAAAAGUAAACCAAGCUGUUGCCUUACUGAUAGGAAACUUGAUCCUAUUCGUACAAAACACAUUUGGACUCGUCAUACUCAUGAACUAGGAAUACAAAGUGGACGCGUUUCUUAAUGGAUAACAACUUCUUUCAUAUUCUGUUAUAGAGAUGAUUUAGUAUAGAUCCCUGUGCCUUUGUGAAACAGGGCAGUCAUGCUUGACAACAGUGUAAAGAUUUAUGCCAAACGUUGCUAUAAAGAUUGUGUCAACUUUGUCA
This is a messenger RNA of Haliotis rufescens (red abalone), 2418 nucleotides long. RefSeq names its product glycerol-3-phosphate phosphatase-like. The transcript has a single exon. Gene Ontology annotation, molecular function: phosphatase activity. The record is from RefSeq and is a predicted model, not a curated record. NCBI's taxonomy places the organism in Eukaryota, Metazoa, Mollusca, Gastropoda, Lepetellida, Haliotidae. Bases 202 to 1278 code for a protein of 358 amino acids. Gene Ontology annotation, cellular component: cytoplasm.